Paramuricea clavata is the source of this 1107-nucleotide messenger RNA. The record is from the annotation of a GenBank genome assembly. NCBI's taxonomy places the organism in Eukaryota, Metazoa, Cnidaria, Anthozoa, Malacalcyonacea, Plexauridae.
AUGGCGACUACAACAACAACAAUUCAGUCGGAAAGUGCCCAGACACUUAUGGAAGAAAUAGUACCGACGAAUAGCGCCAUAAACCUCAAGAAAUCUGCAAAGGAAAAAGGUGAACAUGUUUGCAAGAACGUACAACGGUAUUAUAAAAGGCAGGAGGAAUUACAGAGCAUGCUUGCAGAUGAUAACGAUAAUAAUGAUGAGAUGAACAAGGGAGAUGAUUCCAAGUUGGCUGCAAGAGCGGCCAAAAUUAGCCUGGCUUGUAAUGUUGUGUUACUGAUUGCUAAAUUAGUUGCAUCUGUGCUGUCAGGGUCGUUAUCCAUAAUAUCAAGUGUGGUCGACAGUGCCGUAGACCUACUUUCUGGCUUGGUUAUAUGGCUAACGAACCGAUCCAUACGUAUGACCAAUUUUUAUGAAUAUCCGGUCGGCAAAACUCGACUAGAACCAUUGGCAAUUACUGUGCUAUCAGUCAUUAUGGCUAUUGCUUCAUUACAAAUAAUCAUCGAAUCUGCACAAUCCUUGGUAAACAAUUCUGGUGACCCUGACAUGUCCAUACCGACUGUAAUAAUUAUAUGUGGUACUAUUGUAACAAAAAUACUGUUGUUCAUUUACUGUCGGCGAUACAAAUCACCAUCAACUGAUGUGCUAACACAAGACCACCGAAAUGAUAUUAUUUCCAAUGCAGUUGCCUUAGCAUUUGGUUAUAUUGGUUAUAAAUUAUGGAAACCUGGCGACGCAGUGGGUGCAAUACUGAUCAGUGUGUACAUUGCAUAUGGAUGGUUUGGCGUGGGUUGGGAUCAGGUUAAGGCUCUUUCUGGUUUGACGGCUACACCAGAACUCCUAACGAAGCUUUUACAAGUUUGCUGUAAUUUUGACCAUAGGAUUCAAUCCAUUGACACGCUAAGGGCAUACCAUUUUGGAAACAAUUUGAUUGUCGAAGCCCAUAUUGUUCUCCCACCAGAUAUUACAUUGAAAGAGGCACAUGAUAUAGGGGAACCAUUGCAAAAGAAACUUGAAAAUUUCAGUUUUGUUGAACGAGCAUUUGUGCAUAUCGAUUAUGACUCAGAGCAUCGUCCUGAACAUGAGCAUGCUGGAAGAAUUGAUUCUUAG